GAUGCAGAAUGAUCCCCAGGGUGGUGCUCAUCUACUGAUACUCUAGAGCAGAGGGGCAGCCUUAGCCAGAGGACAAACAUGCCAAGGUACACAGUACAUGUCCGAGGGGAAUGGCUUGCUGUGCCCUGCCAAAAUAGUACAAACACAGUGAGAUGGCUAGGAAAAGAAGCUGUGAGACGUUACAUGAAAAAUAAACCUGAUAAUGGAGGAUUUGAUUCUGUGGAAGAAGUAAAAUUCUAUGUUCGCCGUUGCAAAGGUCUUGGAUUACUGGAUCAUGAUGAUACGUUGGAAGUUGCCCUAGAGGACAAUGAAUUUGUGGAAGUUGUAAUAGAAGGAGAUGUGAUGUCUCCAGAUUUCAUUCCAUCACAGCCAGAAGGUGUUUAUUUAUAUAGCAAAUAUCGAGAACCUGAGCAGUACAUUUAUUUGGAUGGGAACAGUUUGACAACAAAGGAUUUGGUCAAUUUAGGAAAGGGACUCUAUAAGAUCAAGCUUACCCCAGAAGCUGAAGCUAAAGUCAGAGCAUCAAGAGAAGUUAUUGAAAGUAUUGUAAAUGAACGGAGAGUUGUAUAUGGAAUCACUACAGGUUUUGGGAAGUUUGCACGAACUGUCAUUCCAAACAGUAAGCUACAGGAGCUUCAGGUGAAUUUAGUCCGAUCACAUUCUGCAGGUGUUGGGAAGCCUUUGAUUCCAGAGAGAUCUCGUAUGCUUUUAGCUCUAAGAAUCAACGUCCUAGCCAAAGGAUACAGUGGGAUUUCAUUAGAAACCCUUCACCAAGUCAUCGAAGCAUUUAAUGCAUCUUGCCUACCCUACAUUCCUGAGCAAGGGACUGUUGGAGCCAGUGGAGAUUUAGCACCUCUCUCCCAUCUUGCUCUUGGACUCACAGGAGAAGGGAAGAUGUGGUCUCCAAAGAGUGGAUGGGCUGAUGCAAAAUAUGUACUACAAGCUCAUGGACUGAAGCCAAUUACUCUGAAGCCAAAAGAGGGCCUUGCUCUUAUCAAUGGAACACAAAUGAUUACCUCUCUAGGAUGUGAAGCGGUUGAAAGGGCCAGUGCGAUUGCUAGGCAAGCUGACAUAGUGGCUGCCCUCACACUUGAGGUUCUGAAGGGCACAACAAGAGCCUUUGACACAGAUAUUCAUGCACUGAGGCCACAUCGUGGACAGAUUGAAGUGGCUUUUCGGUUCAGGUCGUUGUUAGACUCUGAUCAUCAUCCCUCUGAAAUAGCAGAAUCCCAUAGGUUUUGUGAUAGAGUACAGGAUGCAUACACAUUGCGUUGCUGCCCUCAGGUUCAUGGUGUUGUGAAUGACACUAUAGCAUUUGUCAAGGACAUAAUCACCACAGAAAUUAAUAGUGCAACAGACAAUCCUAUGGUUUUUGAUGAGAGGAAAGAGACCAUUUCUGGUGGAAAUUUUCACGGCGAGUACCCUGCUAAGGCUUUGGACUAUCUUGCAAUUGGUGUCCAUGAACUUGCAGCGAUUAGUGAACGGCGAAUUGAACGGCUCUGCAACCCAUCCCUCAGUGAGUUACCUGCAUUUUUAGUCACGGAAGGAGGUCUGAAUUCUGGUUUCAUGAUUGCGCACUGCACAGCAGCAUCCCUGGUUUCUGAGAAUAAAGCCUUGUGCCACCCUUCUUCUGUGGAUUCUCUUUCAACCAGUGCUGCAACAGAGGACCAUGUAUCCAUGGGAGGAUGGGCAGCAAGAAAAGCACUCAAAGUCAUUGAGCAUGUGGAACAAGUUUUGGCUGUAGAACUCCUUGCAGCAUGCCAGGGCAUUGAGUUUCUACGCCCCCUAAGAACUACAACCCCAUUGGAGAAAGUCUAUGACCUUGUGCGCUCUGUUGUCAGGCCAUGGAUGAAAGACCGCUUCAUGGCCCCAGACAUUGAGGCAACUCACAGGCUGCUUGUGGAUCAGAAGGUUUGGGACGUAGCUGAACCAUACAUUGAAAAAUACAGAAGGGAGCACAUUCCAGAGUCCAGACCAAUUUCCCCCACUGCUUUUUCCUUAGCAGCAAGCAAAAACACUUCACACCAAUGCCACAGCGAUUCGGAAGAAUAUGAUGAACAAUGAAAACAGUUGUAAAUGGACUUCAGUACUUCAGUUGUUGAAUAAUCUUACUUUUUAAAAUGUAUUUUGUGCUUUAUUCCAAAGGCAUAAACAACAACAAAGUCCAAAGCCAGAAAUAUUGUAUCCAUUGUGAAAGUUCUGGGGCAUUUUCAAUAGUUCAGAGUACUUUGACUUUGGACUAAAAAAAGAUCAAUAUGUAUAUUUACCUACAGCAUCAAAUGAACAGGGUGGGUAGAUAUGGAAGGCCUGUGUAGAUAUAACUUGUUUUGUGACUGUAAGGUUGACCACAAUAAUAUCAAACUAGAAUUAAAAUUAGCAAAAACAUUUUAUAAAAAUAAGAAAACUAAUCUUACAA
Molecule: messenger RNA, 2416 nt
Organism: Sceloporus undulatus (fence lizard)
Lineage: Eukaryota; Metazoa; Chordata; Lepidosauria; Squamata; Phrynosomatidae
Gene: HAL
Product: histidine ammonia-lyase
Exons: 20
Coding region: 79-2064 (661 amino acids)
Biological process (GO): L-histidine catabolic process
Cellular component (GO): cytoplasm
Molecular function (GO): histidine ammonia-lyase activity
Source: RefSeq, a predicted model, not a curated record